Molecule: messenger RNA, 2805 nt
Organism: Caenorhabditis bovis
Lineage: Eukaryota; Metazoa; Nematoda; Chromadorea; Rhabditida; Rhabditidae
Source: the annotation of a GenBank genome assembly
AUGCGCAUUCGAUUGCUACUUUUUGUGGGCUUAUGUGUUGCACAGUGCUCAUGCGAAAUACGUGAAAAGAGACAACUUACAAUCGAUGAUAUUAUUUCCGGAGCGUUGAAUUUGGUUCGUCCAAUAUUUGACACUUCCAAACCAAUUGUUAAUGAGGGAAUGCUUAAAAAACCGGCUAUUCCGACACAAGACGAUAUGAGAGAUACAUCGAUCCUAGGUUCACGCUCAAGGACAGCGCUCGAUGAUUUACCAUUGUGUAAAGGGAAUAGUGGAAUUUGUCGAUUCAUUUCAUGUUCCGCUGACAAUUUCAAAAAGGAUCCCACAUUUUCGAAUCUGCAAUUAGCCGCGCAGGUUAUUGGCGAUGCGAAACUUCGAAAAACGAUCAGCGCGAACCCUGAAGCUGUUACAACGGUUUGCAAAGAACAGGGACUGGAUGACGAUCAAUGCAAGUUGUUUUCGAAAGGAUUCCAAAUCAUCGACAAAGUUAUAACAACAAUUGAAAAACCAGAUUCCAAAGAGCCGGAGAAGCCGGCUCAAACGGAAGAUACCGCGUCACCCGAAUCGCACCAGGCUCCACAAAUGGAUGACCCGUCGAUUCCACAAAACGACGAAAAUUUGAAGAGUUGGGCGGAUUAUGAUAUAAAUGCGCCAGCUCCGCCGUCACAUCAAACCGCGCUUGGCUCAAAAACGUGGAGCAGUAAUCCCGAUUCAAGAACUCUUCAACCACUGGAAAUUCGAAACGAUCUGAUUUCAAGUUGGACGCCUAUUCCAUUUUUGGCGCCUCCAACCAUUCCGCCAGCACCGCCGCUUGCGUUCAAAACCGUUCCAUCAUUCGUCCUUCCACCCAUUAAAGUUCCAAAUUUGGACAAUGGAUUUUUCUUCUCAACCGACAAAUUCAAUUUCAACAACAAAGACGACAAUACGAUCAAGAGAUUCCGAAGAGACACGGAUUAUUAUGACGACGUGAAGGAAAAGAAGCCGGAAGAGUCCGCCAUCUCUGAGCAUUCAUCUGGCACUGAUACCGACUAUUAUGGAACAUUUGACGACGAUGAAAGCAAAAAAGUGGAAGAGCCUCCAUCAGGAUUGAAGCAGUGUGUGCACCUGCUGGGAAUUGGCAUGGACUCUGACCUUUAUGACCGUGUUAGCUAUUUGAACUUGAUGAAUAAGCUUGAUGAUCGCAAGAAAAGAAUUGGCAAAUUUCGGGACGAUUCCGACGCUCCAUCUCCACGUCUUGACGCUACCGACGUAAUGAGCAGCCCAGUCGAUCCUGAUAUUAAACGUUAUUGGGACAACAGUCUGGAUAUAACUGACCUCAGCGGCCAUGAUUUCACUAUUUUUAAACAACUUCAGGGCAUGCUGGGUAUCGAGAACAUUUCUUUUGAAACUCUUGCUCGUUUCAACGUUCGAGUUCACUCUGACACCUAUGGACAGCCAGCCAUCUUGUUUCCAAGAUACCGCGGAAUGACAUCGCGACUCCGCAUUCCAAUGGGAUUGAAGCUUAUUAGAAAGGUUGGAGAUCGUAUGGAGAAGGAGAAUUACCCAUUGCCCGAUGAAACAUCCAUCCGUCAAAAGUUUAGUGGAAUCUUCGGACUCCACAUGGCGACACUUUCGGAUCGCAGUGUUGUGAUCACUACUAAUGAACGCGACGCUCUCGCUAUCUAUGAGGCAACCAAAGCAUUGGUGUUUGCAUUGCCACAGGGCGAAAUUCUUGAUCCGCUAGUGAUCCCUUAUUUGGAGGAGUUCGACAAGGUCUACUUGUGGUUUCCCGUUCAGCAUGUGAGCUAUGCAAAAGAUUGGGGCACCGCGUUGAAUGCUCUUAAAUGCCUCCUAGUCAAGAAUGAGGAGAGACCAAUUGAGCUUGUUCGUAAUGGUGAUCAUCGUCUCAUUCGCAGUUCGCUCGCAAAUUCGAUUGUUCGCGUACGCGAGCGCGGAUUCAGAUCAAUGACGGACCUUGACGUUCGCGAGGGAGUUCGCUCUGACAUUUUGAACAGCUCCAGCCGCAGCAUCGGAUUCGGACAGUGGAUGCGUUUCGCUGUCCUCAAUAAAUAUUUGGGAGGAUUGCGUCCUGGCGAGAUGACUGUGCUCACCGGUGGAACAGGAAACGGAAAAACGACAUUCCUUUGCGAAUAUUCCUUGGAUUUGUUUACACAGGGCAUAAGAACCCUUUUCUGCAGUUUCGAAAUGCCCGAAAAGAAAAUUCUGCACUGGAUGCUAAUCCAGUACGCUGGACUACCACUUCAUCGUGUGGAGUACAGCAACUCGAUCAAUUCAUGGUUGGAUAGAUUUGAGCGCUCAAGCUCGUCAUUGACAAUGUUGGACUCUGAGGAAUUUAUGGAGAAGUCGAUCAAUGAAAUCGCUCGCGCUAUUCGCAUUCAUGUGGAGAACAGCGGAAUCCAGCACGUUGUCAUCGACAAUCUUCAAUUCCUUAUUAAUCAAGGAAUGAUGGCCGAUGAGAAGUCGAGCGGACUUGACCGAUUCCAUCUUCAGGAUCGCUUCGUUGGAUAUAUGCGUCAACUUUCCACUCAACUUCAAAUUCAUAUUACAAUGGUGGUGCAUCCAAGAAAAGUUGAUGGAGACGCUGAAAUCGACGUUCAACACUUUGGAGGAUCGGCGAGAGUCACUCAAGAAGCCGACAAUGUUCUCGCCAUUCAGCGCAAAAGAGAUGAUCGCCACAGAUCGAAAUUCCGCAAAUUCCUUUAUAUUCUUAAAAAUCGCUAUUAUGGCCGUCGAGUUGAAAGCGAGCAACUCGAGAUGGUCUUCAAUCCAUCGACUUACUCACACACUAUUGUGGAGUUCCCAAAAUAA